This is a messenger RNA of Diplodia corticola, 1941 nucleotides long. Its product is annotated as mip family channel protein. The record is from RefSeq and is a predicted model, not a curated record. Gene Ontology annotation, molecular function: water channel activity. Lineage: Eukaryota; Fungi; Ascomycota; Dothideomycetes; Botryosphaeriales; Botryosphaeriaceae. The coding region runs from base 1 to 1941 and encodes 646 amino acids. Gene Ontology annotation, biological process: transmembrane transport. The transcript is spliced from 4 exons. Gene Ontology annotation, cellular component: plasma membrane.
AUGGCAGCUGCGUCCAGAGACGGCAGUGGAUAUGAACCCUUUCGUCCUUCGAGAGGUCGUUUCGACGGCAUGAGCCCUCUUGCGGGCAUCCCUGCAGCUCCUUCUCCUGGUGGCCACGCUAUUGAGCGACCGACUCUCGGCACACCCACCCCUUCUUCGCAACAGCCUAAGGCUACCACUCCAGGCUCACAGUCCCGAGCCUCUUUCCAGACCUCGUACGAGCACGAGCGUGAUCCUUCUAUGGACAGGAGGUCUCAGGACAGAUCAUCACUUCUGGGCAAUAAGCGCAGGUCGAACGUCGGACCCGGUAGCAUAAAGGACUAUCCCUUCCCAGACUAUUCUGCGGAUGUGGAGAGAGAACCGAUGCCCGGGCCCUCGACGCUCGAGCGUUCUGGCACACAGACGAACUUUGAUGCCAACACAAUGGGCAGAGCAAGGUCGAAUUCGGCAUUUACCUCUACACUUGCGGCUGAGGCACACAGGGAUACAUGGCGCAGCCGUGGAAGCACAUCCCCCGAGCCGAACAUGUCCGCUUUCGUCAGUCCGAACGGAAGGCCGCUAUCUAUCUUCGACCUCAAGGAGCAGGCCAAGAAGGCAAAGGCGGAGAGUAUCGUGAAUGGUGUCAAACCAUCUGCUCCGCCGAGAGACUCCUGGAGGAGCACCUACAACACAGCAGCCUACAACUAUGGCGACAUGGCAGAUUAUGCUGCCGCCAGGUAUUUCAAUGCUGCGGCUGCUGGAGACGGUACUCGACCGAGAGACAGGGACAGCGAGCUCCUAGCAAUCAGGCUGCCAUGGACAAUGUGGAUGAACAGUGAUUUUAAGAAUCACUUCGUCGCCGCUGUUGGUGAGUGGGCUGGGACGACCAUGUUCCUGUUUUUCGCCUUUGCUGGCACUCAGGUUGCCAAUGCGAAAAGUGCGACCCCAUCCGAGGCGACUACGACCAACGCAACCACCGGCUUCGACCCUGCCGUUAUGCUGUACAUUUCGCUCGCCUUCGGCUUCUCCCUGAUGGUCAACGUCUGGGUCUUCUUCCGUAUCUCUGGUGGUCUCUUCAACCCUGCCGUCACUCUGGCGCUGUUCGCGACAGGCGCCAUUGGAGCCUGGCGUUCGGUCUGUCUGUUCUUUGCCCAGAUCGCUGGUAGUAUUACAGCUUCAGCGCUUGUCUUGGCCAUCUUCCCGACUCCACUUAAUGUCCGCACAACACUAAGCGAUGGAACCUCGAUUGCUCAGGGCCUUUUCAUCGAGGCGUUCAUGACGGCUGAAUUGGUCUUCACUAUCCUGAUGCUAGCGAAGGAGAAGCACAAGGCCACGUUCAUUGCUCCGGUUGGCAUCGGUCUUGCCCUCUUCAUUGCUGAACUCUGCGGCGUCUACUACACUGGAGGUUCUCUGAACCCUGCUCGCAGCAUUGGUCCGUGCAUCGUCACCAACACGUGGGACAGCACGCACUGGAUCUACUGGCUCGGGCCUGCCAUUGGGUGCGCGUUCGCGAUCGGUUUCUACAAGUUCAUCAAGAUCCUCGAGUACGAGAUGGCCAACCCGGGCCAGGACGGCGACGACCUGAACGACCCGACCAAGAACCCGUACCACGAGGUGCGCGAGAAGCAGCGCGAGAUGACGGCCAAGAUCCUGUCGGGGCUCAACAUCAACACGUCGCCGGCACGCCAGCAGAUGAUGGGUGGCGAUGGCGACCGCACGCCGCAACUGGGCGACAACGGCUUCUACCUGCCCGACGUCCGUGGCUCCGUGGCUGGAGGACGGGCGAACGUCGGCGACUUGGAGAGCGGGUUUGGGCCAGGACCUGGGCCGCGGGGCGACCUGUCGACCAUCCCAUCGAACGAGAUGCAGACGCCGAGCCCGGGCAACAGAGCAGACUUUGUGGCGUCGCCGCAACGGGCAUCGCCCCGACACUCGUUGCAGGACAUUCGGGAGGCAGCGUGA